Molecule: messenger RNA, 1745 nt
Organism: Brachypodium distachyon (stiff brome)
Lineage: Eukaryota; Viridiplantae; Streptophyta; Magnoliopsida; Poales; Poaceae
Product: metal tolerance protein 4
Exons: 7
Coding region: 114-1319 (401 amino acids)
Biological process (GO): monoatomic cation transport; transmembrane transport
Cellular component (GO): membrane
Molecular function (GO): manganese ion transmembrane transporter activity
Source: RefSeq, a predicted model, not a curated record
CGUCAAAAAUAAGAAGCGGCGAAGGGGGACGAACGAUCCGAGUGCACAGAGAGAAAAAAGAGAGAGGAGGGAGGCGGGGCUCGACUCGCGCCGGGAGGGGAGGAGAGGAGGGCAUGGACGCGAACGGGCCCGGGCACGGGGACAAUGGGGCGCGGGCGCCGCUCCUCGCCGGGCGGCGGCGGAACUCGGUGGGGUCGAUGCGGGGGGAGUUCGUGUCGCGGCUGCCCAAGAAGGUGCUCGACGCCGUCGACCCGGAGAGGCCGUCCCACGUCGACUUCUCCCGCUCCAAGGGCCUCCUCGAAGGAGAGAAAGAAUAUUACGAGAAACAGUUUGCCACCUUGAGAUCCUUUGAGGAGGUUGACUCACUAGAAGAAUCCAAUGUAAUAAGUGAAGAAGAGGAGCUCCUGGAGCAAAGACAGAGUGAAUUUGCCAUGAAGCUAUCAAAUUACGCAAACGUUAUUCUCUUGGCAUUGAAGAUAUAUGCUACAGUUAAAAGUGGUUCAAUUGCCAUAGCUGCAUCGACACUUGAUUCGUUGCUUGAUCUCAUGGCUGGUGGUAUCCUUUGGUUCACACAUCUAUCGAUGAAGAGCAUCAAUGUGUACAAGUAUCCCAUUGGUAAACUGAGGGUGCAGCCUGUAGGCAUUAUCAUCUUCGCUGCUGUUAUGGCUACUUUAGGAUUCCAAGUAUUUCUUCAAGCUGUUGAAAAGCUAGUAGUGAACGAGACUCCAGAUAAAUUGACCCCAGUACAACUCAUGUGGCUAUAUUCGAUCAUGAUCUUUGCAACGGUAGUUAAGCUAACUCUCUGGCUCUACUGCCGGACAUCUGGUAACAACAUAGUCCGCGCCUAUGCUAAGGAUCAUUAUUUUGAUGUGGUCACGAAUGUCGUCGGUUUGGCUGCUGCUGUUCUCGGUGACAGGUUCUACUGGUGGAUCGACCCAGUUGGUGCAAUCGUCCUUGCGAUUUAUACAAUUACAAACUGGUCUGGAACAGUGUGGGAAAAUGCAGUAUCACUAGUAGGUGAAUCAGCUCCCCCAGAAAUGCUGCAGAAGUUGACAUACUUAGCUAUCAGACACGAUCCUCAAAUUAAGCGUGUUGAUACAGUUCGGGCCUACACCUUCGGAGUACUUUACUUUGUUGAGGUUGACAUUGAGCUCCCGGAGGAUUUGCCACUCAAGGAGGCGCAUGCCAUUGGAGAAUCACUUCAAAUAAAGAUCGAGGAGCUCCCAGAAGUCGAGCGGGCGUUCGUUCAUCUUGAUUUUGAGUGUGAUCACAAGCCGGAACACUCAAUUCUCAGCAAGCUUCCUAGCAGCCAACCUUGAUUACCAAUCGAAUUCCACACUGGAAACGGAAGAUAUUGGCUAUUUGCUUGCCUUGCAGGUCUGCUACAGUACUCAGUGUCCUGUGCUAUAUGUAGCGCUGACAUCGAGGGCGGCGUUGGUCGGUCAUAAGGGCCGACAUUGACUGCGGCGUUGAUCAUGAUAUCCUAAGUUGGGGAUAUCUAAGAGAUAAGGACCAAAAUGUUGGAGACUGUAUGGACUGAUUUUGUGGACCCUCUAUUUUGUUUGGCUUGUUGAAGGUGUAAUUGUUUCUGUGCUAGUAGGGCUGCAGUGUAGAACUUCUUGGGCACAAAAUGGAAGCACCUUUUGGCUUUAAGGGAUUUCUCUGUGCUCAAAACCAAUGAACUUUGUGGAAAUUUGCAAAGAAAAACAUUUGGAAAAAAUGACCUGUAUGAAAUAUUGUUUCUA